Platichthys flesus (European flounder) is the source of this 3077-nucleotide messenger RNA. RefSeq names its product short transient receptor potential channel 2-like. Gene Ontology annotation, biological process: manganese ion transport; calcium ion transmembrane transport; regulation of cytosolic calcium ion concentration. Bases 7 to 3057 code for a protein of 1016 amino acids. NCBI's taxonomy places the organism in Eukaryota, Metazoa, Chordata, Actinopteri, Pleuronectiformes, Pleuronectidae. The transcript is spliced from 13 exons. Gene Ontology annotation, molecular function: store-operated calcium channel activity; inositol 1,4,5 trisphosphate binding. Gene Ontology annotation, cellular component: membrane; cation channel complex. The record is from RefSeq and is a predicted model, not a curated record.
UCAGGGAUGGAAAACCUCACACCAGAGCAAUGGCGCGAGAUUAUGAACAAGAAGUUGCAGUUCCCCCCGGAGCUCAUCGGGGCCAUUCAGGAGGGGAAAAUCGAGCUGCUGUGUGGACUGCUGAAGACCGGCGACGGCAUCGUCCGCCAGCUGGAGGAGUCCGAGGACCGCCAGUGGAGAGAGGCCCUCAACCUGUCCAUCCGCCUGGGCAAUGAGGCUGCCAUGGUCGCCCUCCUGCAAGGGGUCAAGUUCGACUUCCGUCAGAUUCACGAGGCUCUGCUGGUCGCCGUGGACACCAACCAGCCCAGCGUGGUGAAGCGUCUGCUGGACCGGCUGGACCAAGAGAAAGGCAACAAGAUGGACGUGCACUCCUUCUCUCAGGCCAUCUUUGACCACUCCAUUGACAACUCCCAGUUUGCCCCAGGUGUGACCCCUCUGACCUUAGCCUGCCAGAAAGACCUGUAUGACAUCGUGACCAUGCUCACCCUAAAAGGCCACAUCAUCCCGUGGCCACACAAGAUCUCCUGCGCCUGUCUGGAGUGUCGGAACGGGCGCCAGUACGACCUGCUGAAGUUCUCCUUGUCUCGCAUCAACACCUACCGUGGGAUCGCCAGCCGAGCCUUCCUGUCCAUCACCUCUGACGACGCCAUGCUAAGCGCUUUCAGUCUCAGCAGAGAGCUCCGCAAGCUCUCGCAGAAAGAGCCCGAGUUCAAGCCUCAGUACCUGGGCCUGGAGCAGCUCUGUCAGGAUUUUGCGGUUGAGUUACUGGGCAUGUGUCGCAACCAGAGCGAGGUGACCACGAUCCUCAACAGCUGCGGAGACGAGAGCCAGGAUGCCUUGGAUCAGCAGGCCUUCGAGGAGGGGAUACCCAACCUGUCGCGACUGCGGCUUGCUGUCAACUACAACCAGAAGGAGUUUGUGGCGCACCCAAUCUGUCAGCAGGUGCUCUCAUCGAUCUGGUGUGGGAACCUGGAAGGAUGGAGAGGCAGCAGGACCGCCUGGAAGCUGUUUGUCUCUGUGGUGAUCUUUCUCACCAUGCCGUUACUCUGCCUCGUCUACUGGAUCGCACCAAAGUCAAAGGUAGGAAAGAUCCUGAGGAUUCCUGUGAUCAAGUUCCUCCUCCACUCGGCCUCAUAUCUCUGGUUUCUCAUCACAUUACUCGGAGAAUCGAUAACGAUGGAGAUGUAUCGGGACAAGUUUGCCUCCAGGCAGCAGAACAUCCUGCAAAGCUCCUUCCACAUGGUGUGGGUGGUUGGAUUCUUCUGGUACGAGUGUAAGGAGGUGUGGAUCGAGGGGCUGCGGUGCUACUUCCUGGACUGGUGGAACUGCUUGGACAUGAUGGUGCUCAGCAUGUACCUGGCGUCCUUCGCUUUACGGGUGCUCAUCAUGCUCAAAGGUUACGUCCUCUGCCAAGAACACAGCGGCACGGACGACUGUGUUUAUUUCACCGAGACUGUGCGUGAGGACUGGCGCCAGGAGGACCCCCAGCUGAUUGCGGAGGUGCUGUUUGCAGUCACCAGCAUGUUGAGCUUCACACGGCUGGCGUACAUCCUGCCGGCCCACGAGUCUCUGGGAACUCUACAGAUCUCAAUCGGAAAGAUGAUUGACGACAUGAUGAGAUUCAUGUUCAUACUGAUGAUCAUUGGAACAGCCUUCCUCUGUGGCAUUAACAACGUGUAUGUUCCAUACGUCAUCUCUCCACAUCUUGGCAGGUUUAAUGAGACGUUCCACUUCUUAUUCUGGACCAUGUUCGGUGUGGCCAACCAGGACUACGUGGACAUGCCACAGUUUAUGUUGGCAGAGUUUGUCGGGAGGAUUCUCUACGGCAUCUUCACGCUCGUCAUCGUCAUCGUCCUGCUCAACAUGCUUAUUGCUAUGAUCACCAACACCUUUCAGAAAAUUGAGGAUGAUGCAGAUGUGGAGUGGAAGUUUGCCCGGUCAAAGCUGUACCUCAGUUACUUCAGAGAGGGCCUCACCAUGCCGGUGCCCUUCAACAUCAUCCCCUCACCCAAAGCUUUCUUCUACAUCUUGAGGGCCAUCUUCAGAAGAAUCUGCUGCUGCUGCAACUGUAAUUCUGUGCAAGAAUAUCCCCCUUUAACCAACUUGUCCAAUGACAAGGAAUCUGAGGAAGCCCAGAUACCGUACCGGCAGCAGGUGAUCAGGGCUCUGGUGCAGCGCUACAUCGAGUCGGCUCGCAGGGAGUUCGAGGAGACCAAGAGGAAAGACAUCGGAAAUCGCAUCACCGUGCUGAGCAAAGCGAUCGUCAGGAUGCACGGUGACAUCAAGGUGAUCCAGCAGCUGCUGACGGAGGACGAACACUCUGCAAGUGAUCCAGUGACCAGUAAGGAAGGCUCCUCCAUACUGGGGAAAUACAUCCAUGGUGCCAGGAACAAUUUCAGAGGUUUUAACAGCAUACAAGAGUUCAAAAACACGUCAUCUAAUAUGACAGUGCACCAGGAAGAGGAAGAGGUGGACAAAGUUGACUCAGACACAAAACAGGAGACAGACAUGCAGCAGAGUCAGGUGACCGACUGUGACGUGGUGAAGAUGGAGGAAGGCAGAGUUAAAGCAGAGCCAGGAGAUGAGAGGCCAACUGAGAAAAAAGAGCAGUUGGAAGCAGAAAAAGAUGAAAGCACUGACAGUGAAGUAAAAAGCGAGGGGGCAGCAGGGAACAGCUGCAAUAAUCUUGAAGGGAAAGUGAAAGGUGAGGCCACACAGGAUGAGGUGGAGAAAAUAAGGGAAGGAGAGGGACUCAGAGAGGCCACCGCUGGACAAGCUGAGAUCCUCCAAGUCAGCAAUGAGAAGACAGACGUAAACAAAAUUGUUCACAAGAUGAAAGACAUAGUGCUGCAAGAAAAAAAAGCAGAGGUGAGAUGGGGGAAGGGCAGAAAGUUCGAGCACAAUGUAGCAGAGAAGUCUGGCGUCAGGGAGGGCAACGACAAACCCAGCGCCAAGAAAACUAUUCCCUCGCCGACGGGCAGCAGCAGCUCCCAGGACACGGGCUUCGGUUCCCAGGAAGGGGAGGGGACCAUCGUUGGGUCGCUAGUGACACCGUAACCUUAGUGACAUCACAGUUA